AUGAGUUUUAAUAAAGUGAAAGAAUUUAUUGAAGAAGGAGAUGUGGUAAUUUUAUAUUUGGGACCUAGUAAUAUGCAUUCCUUAGAAAUAAAGCCAAAAAUUCUGAAUAAAAAAGGUAAAAUGGUUGAUAAUAUUUUUCAAACAAUAUAUGGAGCACUUAAAGUAUUUUGUCUUGUGGGGCAAAAAUAUGGAAGUAAAAUACAACUUUCCCGAGGAUGGGGAUAUGUGUUACAACCAACACCAGAAUUUUGGACAUUAACAGUUCGACAUAGAACACAAAUUAUCUAUAGUCCUGAUAUAAGUCUAAUUAUAUAUUUGAUGGAUUUAACACCAGAAAGCAUAGUUAUUGAAACAGGCACUGGAAGUGGAUCUCUUUCACAUGCUCUUAUUCGUGCAAUUCGACCUUAUGGUCACCUUUAUACAUUUGAUUUUCAUAAGCAACGUGUAAAUAUUGCUCAAGCAGAAUUUGAAAAACAUGGUCUUGGUAAAUUUGUAACUUCAAAUCAUAAAGAUGUUUGUAUAGAUGGCUUUGGAAAAGAGUUAGAAAACAAAAUAGAUGCAAUAUUUUUAGACCUUCCACAUCCAUGGUUAGCAAUAGACCAUGCGUUGUUUGUUUUGAAAAAAUCAGGUGGAAAACUAUGUUCUUUUUCUCCUUGCAUUGAGCAAGUUCAACGUACUUAUGCAAAAUUAAUUUCGAAAGGUUUCAUUGAGUUGAAUACCUAUGAAUGUUUGCAAAGAGAAGUAAAUGUACAAUAUAGAAGACUUCCCGUAUUGGAUUUAGAAUGCUUAAAAUAUGAGCAAGUGAACAAAGAUAUGGGACAACAAAAUGAAAAUGAAAAACAAGAACAAACAAAAUUACUUACUGUAGCACAUGCUCAUUCUUUACCUGGCCAUACAGGAUUUAUUACAAUUGCCACAUUACCUCCAUUUUAUGCGCGAAAGUUAGGAAUAAACUUAGAGUCCAAAGACUGAGA
Molecule: messenger RNA, 974 nt
Organism: Eufriesea mexicana
Lineage: Eukaryota; Metazoa; Arthropoda; Insecta; Hymenoptera; Apidae
Gene: Trmt61
Product: tRNA methyltransferase 61
Exons: 4
Coding region: 1-972 (323 amino acids)
Biological process (GO): tRNA methylation
Cellular component (GO): tRNA (m1A) methyltransferase complex; nucleus
Molecular function (GO): tRNA (adenine(58)-N1)-methyltransferase activity
Source: RefSeq, a predicted model, not a curated record